UGCACAUCAAUACCGACACCACUAUUUACUUUCCACCACAUGCUUAGGCAAGACCUUGUAGACAGGAGCUCCGUUUAAGUUUUUAUGAAGAUUUGAAAACCUGACCAGACAUGGAAGGAGAUCUUCUGUCUUUGUCAUCUUCCUCGUUGUUAUCCACCUCAUCAGUGACGGCCCAGGAAGAAACUACACCUAAGAGCGACAGCAGCCAACAUGAACACAAUCCGACUGAAGAGUUAUGGAGGCCAGAGGAGGUGAGCCCCAUGGGUGACAGGCUGCUGUCCACGGAGGAGCAGGUCACUCUGAUCACUGAGAGUUUGACGGUCACCUCCACUGACCAGGAGAAACUGCUGCUGCUCAACAAGAACACGGAGCUCCGCAGAGUCAACAAAGAGUUGAUGAGGCUGAACGAGGAUUGGGACCAGGUGUACCGCAGCGCCACACAGAGUCUCCAGCAAAGACUGGAGUCUUUAGAGCUGGAGAACAACGCCAUUAAACAGUUAAACAGUAGACUGCUCCUCAAAGUGGAACACCAACAGAGUGCAAAGGAGUACUAUGAGCAAGCUUUGAUGCAUGAGCUAAAGAAGAAUCAGGAGCUGCAGGAAUACAUCAGGCUGAUGGAGAGCAGGAUGCACCAUCCAGAGAGAGACCUCCAAGCUGACAAACAGGGGAGCUUCAGUGUUGGGGUAUUCAGCCCUGGUUCAGCCCCCCCCAGCCAUCCUGCCGUGGGUCCCGACCUGUCACGCAGCCGCGUCUCUGCAUACAACACCUCAUCAUCAUCAUCAUCAUCUUCAUUUUUCGCAGCUUCUCCCAGCUCAGAGGCAGGGUGGCAGGGGAAAAGCCGGAGCAGCAGUAACACUCUGGGAGACUCCCAGCAGGACGUCCAGGAAUUAAAGGAGCAGCUGGAUGCCCUGAGAUGUCAGACCGAGAUUUAUGAGGCGGAGUUUCAGACCGAGCACAACGACCACAAGCACACGCUGCAGGAGAACCGCAGGCUGAGGAAGAAGAGGGAGGAGAUGCGUCAACAGGUGGCACUACUUCAAGAACAGCUCAAGGUUUAUGAGGACGACUUCAGGAGAGAGCGGUCCGACAAGCAGAUGCUGCAGCGUCUGCUGUUGCAGAAAUCUCCCCAGAACAAGGACCCCGUGCUCAUCCACCGCUGCAAUAACGAGCAUCGCCUGCUAGGGGGAGACAAGAGGACACAGAGUGGAGAGAAGAGAAAACAGCACCACCCACUCUGCCCCAAGCACCCGAGCAGAGACAAAGAGUCAGACUGAGAUUCAGAGGGAGAGAAACCCAACAUCAAACCCAAUGACAAGAAAAGAAAGAAUAACAUAAGAAAUUUCAGUAUUUAUCCCACAGUGGGACCAGCAAGAAAAGCAGAGGAAAUCUAACUCUAUUUUUAGUUUGCCAACAUUAGCACAUACAUAUUUUUUAAUAUAUCUAAUAUAUCUCUUUUCUAAUAUAUUUUUGUGGUUAAAUGCCAAAACAUUUUUUUAUUAUAUAAUUAUUUCUCAUUUAUGUUGUAUUUUGACUUGUUCCCAAACUACCACACAGUAUAAUAAAUUAAAUGUCUACUAAUAAAAGUAGUUACUGUAUAUACAUUUAUUACACUGAUCAAAUGUGACAUCAGGCAGUCAGAUGAGGGAGAAGUGAGGUCAUUCUAAAGGUGUGAGGUCAUGUAGCAGCGAUAUUGCUCCAUGUUUGCUGUUGCUCUGAAGAAAUCUGAAAGGUUUACCGCAACCGUUGUUUCCUUGACACUGUUCCUUAUCUGAAUUGAAACUAAUGUCGCAUAUUUCACAGCAGGGGCGACCACCAAGUGGUCAGGAGUUUCCCUCUCUGUAAAUGAUUUGCUGACACUUAACAAAUCACAAAAGAAUCCUUUGACUCUGUUUGUGUUAACGACUUAUGGAGAGUAGCGAGAACUGAUUUAGUUUCCCCUCACAAAGAUCAAUGGAUGAGCUACAACACAAUGAACAAUGUUUCGGUUUUAAAACGUUUUAAAACAUUUUAUGAGUAUGACACAGAACAUUGUGCAAUAUCUGAACAAUUUUCAGUAGAGCUUAGAGGGAAAUUAGGACGGUGAACCAUGAAUCCAAUAGAUAGUCUUGAAUCAGUCAAAAUGACUGUGUUUUCACAUUCAUUUAAAUCUUCAUUAAACUCAACAACAUGUUCCUAUCAAAGCAACAUUUCAUUAAAGCAGUUGAAUAUGAUGCAAUAAAUGUAUUUUUAAUAAAUUAAUUUCAUAAGCAUAAGAAUACACAUGUUCCCUCAUUUCAAAGUAUGUUCAUAAAACAGUCCACUUCAAUCUUUAUAUGACACAACAAAAUGUACCCAUCAAAUCAACAGUUCAUUACAGCAGUUCAAUAUGAUGCAAUAAAUGGAUUAAUAAGCAAAUAA
Messenger RNA from Mugil cephalus (flathead mullet), 2397 nucleotides. RefSeq lists its product as uncharacterized. The record is from RefSeq and is a predicted model, not a curated record. Lineage: Eukaryota; Metazoa; Chordata; Actinopteri; Mugiliformes; Mugilidae. The coding region runs from base 111 to 1274 and encodes 387 amino acids. Gene Ontology annotation, biological process: regulation of transcription by RNA polymerase II; cellular response to lipopolysaccharide. The transcript has 7 exons.